CAGUCAUUGAUUCAACGCAGCCUUGAAAUGCAUGAACAGAGUCCAGGAGCCAAGAAGAUUUGGAUGGGCUUAGUCAUUCCUGUAGAGUAUCUUCUGUUUCCAGAAGGUGUCAAAAAGUGACUCCAGCAGAGAUAGUCUUUUAGCCAGAUGUGUAAUGCAAGCAGUCUGCUGAAUCUUUCAUACCCGCGGCCCAACGAUGGUACUGGACCUGAAGUUAUUGGCCGUUUUAUGUAUUCUUUUAAUGAUAAAAUCAGUUCUUUAAAAUACAUUUUCAAAUGUUCCGAGUUAGCCCUCCUUAUGUCGUCAGCUCCCGGCAUCUGUGGUAGAACAGUCAGAAGCAGCCUUGUUAUGUCCUGUACUCGUGCUCCUUCGUAGCACAGGGGUUUUGCCUUGGGGACCGACAUGUUUCUCACCAUAGAGCUGCCUAUGAUGACAGCUGGUGGUGUUGAAUGGACCGGUCUCUCAGGCAGUCUCACGGUCGGGUGAGGCUGGGAGCUCCGAGAAUCUGAACCCGAGGUAGAACCCACCGGAGAGGGAGACAGAUCCGAGGUUGCAACGUGCAUCCAUGAAUACACGCCACUGCAGAAAUGCAACGUGCACCCAGCUCGAAUGCACCGAGUGUGUGUGUGUGUGUGUGUGCCCAUUUGCUUUGAACUAAGUGGAAUUAUACUCCUGCUGAACUCCGCCCAUGUUGAGCUUGCUCCUUUUCGCGUCAUCAAAAGUCGACGCUGAACUUUUGACGUAUAGAACGUGUUCACCAUAAUAAAUGCUGUGCUAAAACAAGUGACAACAAGGUGGCGUUUGUAUUCUUAUCAACAAAUAUUGGUGUAGUUAGCAAGUGUUUUGUCGGCAUUGUAAAAAAAUAAGGAAGACGGAAAGAGCGAAGGAAAAUUGAGCAGAAAAGGGCCAGACCAUGGCGUCUGCUAGUGUGGAUUCCAAGGCAGAGCUGACCUCUCUGCUGGAGCAGUGGGAGAGGGAGCAGCAGGCCAGCACACCGGACCUGGUCAACAUCCUGACUAAGAUUUCAGAGCUGGUGGAGAGGGAGACUGAGGAAUAUCACAAAGCUGAUCCGGAUCCUUUUGAUGACAGGCACCCUGGGAGAGCGGAUCCGGAAUGCGUCUUGGGUCAGCUGCUAAAGAUCCUGUUCAAAAAUGAUGACUUCAUGAAUGCUCUCGUUAAUAGCUAUGUGAUGACCAGUAGAGAGCUCACCCUCAACACUGCAGCUUGUCGCCUGCUGCAGAAUAUCAUGCCUGGGUUGGAGACUGCUGUGGUCUUUCAGGAGAAGGAGGGCAUAGUGGAGAGGCUUUUUAAAUGGGCCCAGGAGGCGGAGCAGCCCCUGAGAAUCUAUGCUACAGGCCUGUUGGCUGGAGCAAUGGAGAACCAGGACAUCGCUGCCAACUACAGGGAGGAGAACUCUGUCGUGGUGCCUCUGAUGCUGCAGCGGCUACGCGAGUUGCAGGCCAAGGACACUGAAAACCGGAAGGGGUUUAAACGGCCCAGUCCCAGGAAGAGCCUGGGGGAACCUCUCCUUCCUCUGGAUGAGGAGACGGUCGACGGGGGCUUCGAGGACAUCCCUUUCCCCCCGGGGAAUGAAGGCAUUGAGAGGAAUGAGAAGGGAUCCGAUGAGGACCGAGUGGAGAUCCACAGCCACAAGUCUUACAGCGAGAUCUCCUUCCACCUCAACUACCUUAACCACACCCACAAGACCAGUAGCUGCGCUAACUCCGCUGUCAAAGGACUGAUGAAGCCUGCGUCUGCCCCGCCGCCUCUGUCCCACCGGGACUUCCCCGACGGCAGGGAGGAGGGCAGCACUCACCUCAAGAGGAGAACAGAGAGGGAGAAUGGACGGAAGGUGAAACAGAAACUGAACUUCUCCCUGCCAGACCCGGAGAGGAACUUCAGCGAGCUGUCCAACAGCAGCUGGUCUGAGAUGAGCCCCUGGGUGAUUGGGAACAACUAUCACCUUUACCCUCUGACCCCAGAGAUGGAGCAGAGGCUCAUCCUACAGUACCUCACCCCUCUGGGAGAGUACCAGGAGCUUCUGGCAGUCUUCAUGCAGAUGGGAGCCUGUGAGCUGCUCAUCCAUUACAUGGACCUGAAGCAGACCAACGAUGUACAGCUCACCUUUGAGGCUCUCAAGUAUCUAGCCUCCCUGCUCCUGCAUAAGAAGUUUGCUGCCCAGUUUGUGGUCCAUGGAGGGGUUCAGAAGCUGUUGGAGAUCCCCAAGCCUUCCAUGGCUGCCACAGGGGUGUCUCUGUGCCUCUACUACCUGGCCUACAACCAGGAUGCCAUGGAGAGGGUGUGUAUGCUGCCCCACUCUAUCCUGUCUGACGUGGUAAGCUACAGUCUGUGGCUGUUGGAGUGUUCCCACGCCUCGGGCUGCUGCCACGCCACCAUGUUCUUCUCCAUCACUUUCUCCUUCCGAGCAGUGCUGGAACUCUUCGACAGGCAGGACGGCCUCCGGCGCAUGGUCAACCUGAUCAGCACAUUAGAGAUCCUGAACCCUGAGGACCAGGGUGCCCUGCUGAGUGAUGACCAGAUCUUCUCCAGCAGGCAGACGGCCAAGCACACCUGCAUGGCCCUGCGCAGGUACUCCGAGGCCCAUCUGGCCAUCAAGGUGGAGCAGGUCAAGCAGUCCCUGCAGCGGACUGAAGGAGGUGCUCCCAUUCACCCACAGCCUUACUACAAGGCAUGUAGUUACACCCACGAGCAGGUGGUGGAGAUGAUGGAGUUCCUGAUUGAGUACGGCCCAGUCAGGCUGUACUGGGAGCCUGCAGAGGUUUUCCAUAAGCUCUCCUGUGUGCAGCUUCUCCUGCAGCUCAUCUCCAUUGCCUGUGACUGGAGGACCUACUACGGCAGGAGUGACACAGUGCGUUAUGCCCUGGACAUACUGAGCAUCCUGACGGUGGUCCCUAAGACCCAGCUGCUGAUGUCGGAGUCUGUGGCCGUGCUGGAUGGGGAGGGGGGCAACGCCAUCUCCACCGUGGGUAUGGGUGUAGUCCUGGUGGUGGCAGAGGGAGAGGUGUUUGUGAACGAUGCCGAGAUUCAGAAGUCUGCUCUGCAGGUGGUCAUCAACUGUGUGUGUGCUCCAGAUAAACGCAUGUCCGGCAUCGGCAAGUUCAUCUCUGGCACGCCCCUCAGACGUCUACCCCAGAGCACCAAGAACAGCGAGAGCGUGCUCACCAAGAUGUGGAAUGUGGUGCAGUCCAACAACGGCAUCAAGGUACUGCUGUCCCUGCUGACGGUGAAGAUGCCCAUCACAGAUGCGGAUCAGAUUCGGACGCUGGCCUGUAAGGCCCUGGUGGGUCUGUCCCGCUCCAGCUCAGUCAGACAGAUUAUCAGCAAGCUGCCUCUCUUCAGCAGUGGACACAUCCAGCAGCUCAUGAAGGAGCCCGUGCUCCAGGACAAACGCAGCGAACACGUCAAGUUCUGCAAGUUUGCGGCAGAGCUAAUCAAGCGGGUGUCUGGUAAACCCCUCAUGAUCGGGACGGAUGUCUCCCUGGCCUGGCUGCAGAGGGCAAACGUGGUGGCCCAGUCCAGAAUAUCCUUUCCUGAGAAGGAGCUACUGCUGUUGAUCCGGAACCACCUGGUGGUCAAGGGUCUGCAUGACACUGCCACCACACUCACCAAAGAGGCCGACCUCCCCAUGGCCAUCCUCCCCCACCCAUCUUCCUCAGCUUUGCUUCCUGUCGUUGUUCCCCCUGCUUCUCCUGCCCCUGCCCUCCCCCGGACCCCUCGGCUGGCCAAUGGGGUCACAGCACGGUUGGUGAGCCACAGCUCUCAUCCGUCCGUGCUGUUGUCAGUUCACCCCCAGCCUCGUCCCUCGACGUCGCAACUCCUCAUGGUACCUCCGGCCGCCCCUCCCCUGUUGACCCCUCACCAAAGCAACGGCUCUCCCCUGAUUGGGCGGAUCGUGUUCAUGCGAGAGCGCCCGUCGCCGUGCCCCGUGCCUGCCAUCUGUAAGAAGCCGCGGGUGCUGAGGCAGAAGUCAGACUACGGUGCCUUCAGCCAGAGUCCAGCCAUGAAGAAACAGCUGGACAGACACCUGCCCUCUCCACCCGCCCUGGACAGCAUCAUCACAGAGUACCUGAGGGAGCAGCACGCGCGCUGCAAGAACCCCGUUACCACCUGCCCCCCCUUCUCCCUCUUCACCCCCCACCAGUGCCCUGAGCCCAAGCAGAGGCGCCAGGCCCCAACCAACUUCACCUCCCGACACACACGCAGGGUUGUCUACCCAAAAUACGGAGGGGUGGAUGGCGGCUGCUUCGACCGACACCUCAUCUUUAGCAGGUUCCGACCCAUCUCUGUGUUCAGGGAAGCAGACGAGGAUGAGAGUGGGUUCAUGUGUUGUGCCUUCUCUGCCCGUGAGCGGUUCCUGAUGCUGGGGACGUGUACGGGCCAGCUCAAACUCUACAAUGUGUUCACAGGCCAGGAGGAGGCCAGCUAUAGCUGCCACAGCUCUGCCAUCACACACCUAGAGCCAUCACGGGAUGGCUCUCUGUUGUUGACGUCAGCAUCAUGGAGUUAUCCUCUGUCUGCACUGUGGGGCAUGAAGUCAGUGUUCAUCAUGAAGCAUUCCUUCUUAGAUGACCAUUAUGUGGAGUUCAGUAAACUUUCACAAGACCGAGUCAUUGGCACAAAGGAACACAUAGCUCAUAUCUACGACAUCCAGACAGGGCAGAAGACCCUCACCCUCCACUACCCGGACCUGUCCAACAACUACAAGAGGAACUGUGCAACCUUUAACCCCACCGACGACCUGGUGCUGAACGACGGCGUGCUGUGGGAUGUGCGCUCAGCUCAGGCCAUCCACAAGUUUGACAAGUUCAACAUGAACAUCAGCGGAGUGUUCCACCCCAAUGGCCUGGAGCUCAUUGUCAACACUGAGAUUUGGGACCUGCGGACCUUCCACCUGCUCCACACAGUGCCAGCUCUGGACCAGUGCAGGAUCGUCUUCAACAACAACGGCACGGUCAUCUACGGAGCGAUGCUACAGGCAGAUAAUGAGGACGAUCUAUUGGAAAUGCAGAUGAAGACUCCCUUUGGCUCCUCCUUCAGGACGUUCAACGCCACUGACUACAAACCCAUUGCCACCAUCGACGUGAAGAGGAAUAUAUUUGACCUCUGCACGGAUACUAAGGACUGCUACCUGGCUGUGAUCGAGAACCAAGACUCGGUCAACACAGACACGGUGUGCAGACUGUACGAGGUGGGACGCCAGAGACUGGCUGAGGAGGAGGAGGAUGAGGAAGAUCAGGAGGAUGACGAUCAAGAGGAUGACGAUGAUGAUGAAGAUGACUCUGAUGACGACAUCGACACAGACCCACUGGUUGCCGAGCUGGAAAAUGAAAAUGGAGGAGAGGACGAGGAAGAUGGGAACAAUGAAUUCUCUCCCUCUGACGAUGAAGAGGUAGCUCGUCUGCUUGAGGGGGAUGAUGACGAUGACUCGGAUGAGGAAGAUGGGGACCUUGCCCUGGAUAACAUUAUUUGUAACUUCCGGGGCUCAGUAUGUCAGGCCCUGGUUCUGGAGAUAGGAGAGACGGUGCAGAUCCUGGAGAAGAGUGAAGGUUGGUACAGAGGGUUUUCCACCAAGAAGCCUUCAAUCAAGGGUAUAUUCCCAACCAACUAUGUGCACCUGAAGAAAUCCACAGUCACCAACAGAGGGCUGUGUGAGACGGUGGUGCCUCUGGAAGAUCCCAUUAUCACUGAGACCACCUCCACCCUGCAGGAAUGGGGCGUGCUGUGGAAGCAACUCUACGUGAAGCACAAGGUGGACCUGUUCCACAAGCUGCGUCAUGUGAUGAAUGAGCUCAUUGACCUGCGCCGGCAGCUCAUCCAGGGUCACCUGGCCCAGGACCAGACCAGAGAGAUCAAACGCCACAUAACCGUGCGCCUGGACUGGGGCAACGAGCACCUUGGCCUGGACCUUGUUCCUAGAAAGGAGUUUGAAAUGGUGGAUCCGGAUCAUAUCAGUGCAUCUGAACUCUACAAAAUGCAUGCAUCCAGCAGACACUGUGGCCAGCCAAGCACAAACCAGUGUUCGUCGUCCGAUCGUUCUCAGGGCGACAGCGUGCGUCAGCGCCAUGGAGACGGUUGCCGUGUUCCGGUGCAACACCACCUCUUCAUCAACCUGAAGAGUUUCACCUACAACACCAUCAGCGAGGAGGCAGAUGUCUUCUUCUCCCUCUACGACACCCGUGACAACAAACAGAUCAGUGAGAAGUUUAUGGUGAGACUGAACAAAAGUGGAGGACCAAAGAACCCAGAGAAGGUGGACCGUCUGUGUGCUCUCUUCACGGAUCUGAGCAGUAAAGACCUGAAGAGAGACCUGUACAUUGUAGCACAUGUCAUACGAACUGGUCGUAUGUUGUUGAAUGACUCAAAGAAGGGUCCGCCCCACGUGCAGUACAGGAGACCGUACGGCUGUGCUGCUCUGGCCAUGAGUGACGUGUUUCACACCAUCACAGACCUCCAAGAGGAGAAGGACUUUGUGCUCAAAGUUUACACAUGUAAUAAUGAGAACGACUGGUUUCAGAUCCACGAGAACAUCAUCCGCAAGUCUAGUACCAAGUACUCAGCUCCUAGCACCAACUAUGGCCUCAUCAUCUCUCUACAGCUGCUGCGGGGGGAGCUGGAUCAGAUCAGGAGGGAGAAUCAUGCUGUGUUCAGCAGGUCCCUGGCCAUCAUGCGCAAACUCGGCUUCUCUGAUGUCAUCAUGCCAGGUGACACUCGUAAUGACCUGUACCUGACCCUGGAGCGUGGGGACUUUGAGAGGGGGGGCAAGAGUGUCCAGAAAAACAUUGAGGUCACUGUCUAUGUGCUUUACGCUGAUGGGGACACACUCAAGGACUGUAUCAGUCUGGGUAGUGGGGAGCCAAACACAAGUGAGCACCGGUCCUUUGUCCUCUACCACAACAACAGCCCUCGCUGGAGUGAGAUGAUCAAACUACCCAUCCCCAUAGACCGCUUCAGAGGAUCACACCUGCGCUUUGAGUUCAGACACUGCUCCACUAAAGACAAAGGGGAGAAGAAGCUGUUUGGGUUUUCCUUCACUCCUUUGAUGAGGGAGGAUGGUACCACGCUAUCAGAUGAGAGCCAUGAACUCUAUGUCUAUAAGUGUGAUGAGAAUGCAACGUUCAGUAACCAGGGACUGUACCUGAGCAUGCCCUGCUGUAAGGAGGACUUCAACAGCUGCCCCAACCUGCCCUCCACCCUGCCCUUCCAGAGGAACCCCAAGGAGACCUUCUGGGUCUCCACACAGCUUUGCUCCACCAAGCUCACCCAGAAUGUGGACCUCCUGGCCCUACUGAACUGGAAAGCCCACACUGACCGGGUGUUGGACAUCCUGGGCAGACUACGCCACAUCAAUGGAGAGGAGAUUGUCAAGUUCCUACGAGAUGUCCUGGAUACACUGUUUUGUCUCCUGGAUGACAACACCGAUAAAUACGGACCACUGGUUUUCCAGUCAUUGGUGUUUAUCAUCAACCUUCUCAGGGACAGUCGUUUCUACCACUUCCGGCCUGUUAUGGAGGCCUACAUACAGAACCACUUUGCAGGAGCUCUGGCCUACAAAGAGCUAAUCCGCUGUCUGAAGUGGUACAUGGACCGCUCUGCUGAGGUUGUCAGACAGGACCACAUCCAAGAGGCCAUGAAGGCUUUGGAGUACCUGUUUAAGUUCAUUGUCCAGUCUCGGAUCCUGUACUCGCGGGCGACCUGUGGUAUGGAGGAGGACCAGUUCAGAGCCAGCAUCCAGGAACUCUUCCAGUCCAUCCGCUUUGUGUUGAGUCUGGACAGCCGCAGCUCUGAGACCCUCGUCUUCACACAGGCGGCGUUGUUGAACAGUUUCCCAGACAUUUUUGACGAGCUGCUGCAGAUGUUCACAGUGCAGGAGGUGGCUGAGUACGUCCGGGGCACGCUGGGGAGCAUGCCCAGUACGGUGGACAUCGGCCAGUCUAUGGACGUGGUCAAACUGCAGUCCAUCGCCCGCACCGUCGAGAGCAGGCUCUUCUUCUUCCCUGAGUCUCGUAGUAUCUUGCUGCCGGUGGUCCUGCAUCACAUCCACCUGCACCUACGCCAGCAGAGGGAGCUGCUGAUCUGCUCAGGAAUUCUCACCAGCAUCUUCUCCAUCAUCAAGACCAGCUCUAUGGAGUCUUCUGUGCAGGAGGAGGUAGAGAUGAUGGUGGAGAGCCUGUUGGAUGUUCUGCUCCAGACUCUGUUGUCCAUCAUGUCCAAGUCUCAGUCUCUGGAGACGGCUAGGGGGCAGCGCUGUCCCCAGUGCACCGCUGAGAUCACGGGGGAGUAUGUGUCCACUCUGCUGUCUCUACUCAGACAGAUGUCAGAGAUCCACUUCCACCACCUGCUCAACAACUUCCACAGCAAAGAGGAACUCAAGGAGUUCCUGUUGAAGAUCUUCUGCGUGUUCCGGAACCUGAUGAAGCUCACCAUCUUCCCCCGAGACUGGAGUGUCAUGCGGCUACUGACCAGUCAUGUCAUUGUGGCGACAACACAGUACCUGUCUCCAGCGUUACACAAGAACUUCUCAGAGGCGGAUUUUGACUUCAAGGUGUGGAAUUCCUUCUUCAGCCUGACGGUCCUGUACAUCAACCAGCCCAGUCUGCAGUUGGAGCCCUUGACCCAGGCCAAGAGGAAGAAAGUCCUGGACAAGUAUGGAGAUAUGAGGGUGAUGAUGGCCUAUGAGCUCUUCAGCAUGUGGCAGAAGCUUGGUGAGAAUAAGCCUCACUUUAUCCCUGGAAUGAUGGGUCCGUUCCUGGGAGUGACGCUGGUGCCUCAGUGCGAAGUCCGGAAUAUCAUGAUCCCCAUCUUCCAUGACAUGAUGGACUGGGAGCAGAGGAAGAACGGCAACUUUAAGCUGGUGGAAGCAGAGUUGAUGGACAAGCUGGAGAGUAUGGUGGCUGAUGGGAAAGGGGACGGCAAUCACAGAGAGCUCUUUGGCUUGCUGACCCAGUUGUUUGGGCCUUACCCCAGCCUACUGGAAAAAAUUGAGCAGGAAACAUGGAGAGAGACAGGCAUUUCGUUUGUCACCUCCGUCACGAGACUGGUGGAGCGCUUGCUAGACUACAGGGACUGUAUGAAAGGAGAUGAGAUGGAGAACAAGAAAAUGGGUGGUUCUUCCAACCUCAUGAACUUCUACAAGUCAGAGAUCAACAAGGAGGACAUGUACAUCCGCUACAUCCACAAGCUGUGUGACCUGCACCUGCAUGCAGAGGACUACACGGAGGCAGCAUUUACCUUGCUGCUGUACUGGGAGCUGCUGCACUGGGAGGACCGACCCCUCAGAGAGUUCCUCCACUACCCCACACAGAGCGAGUGGCAACGCAAAGAGGGCCUCAGCCGCAAAGUGCUCCACUACUUUAACAAGGGAAAGUGUUGGGAAUAUGGAAUAUCACUCUGCCGGGAACUGGCUUUCCAGUAUGAAACCUUAUAUGACUACCAGAGCCUGAGCUGGAUACGGAAAAUGGAGGCUGCGUACUAUGACAACAUCAUAGAACAGCAGAGGAUUGAACCAGAGUUCUUUAGGAUGGGCUUCUAUGGCAGGAAGUUUCCUUUUUUCCUCAGGAAUAAGGAGUUUGUUUGCCGGGGAUAUAACUAUGAACGACUGGAGGACUUUCAGCAAAGGAUGCUGGGAGAAUUCCCACAUGCCAUUGCCAUGCAGCACCCCAACCAACCAGAUGACGCCCUCCUACAAAGUGAUGUUCAGUACCUGCAGAUCUAUGCGGUUACCCCAGUGUCAGACAUCACUGACGUGCCUCAGCUGGAGCGCGUACCCGAGAGGAUCAAGAGCUUCUACCGCAUUAACAAUGUCACUCGCUUUCACUAUGACAGACCCUUCCACAAGGGACCCAAGGACAGGGAGAAUGAGUUCAGGAGCCUGUGGAUCGAGAGAACCACCCUGAUUCUGUCUCGUCCUCUCCCGGGCAUCUCCCGCUGGGCUGAGGUGGAGAGGAGAGAACUGUUGGAGGUGAGCCCUCUGGAGAAUGCCAUCUACGUGGUGGAGAAUAAGACCCAGGAGCUGCGGACCCUGAUUAGCCAGUACCAGAACAGACAGCACCAUGGCAACAUUAACCCCCUCAGCAUGCUGCUCAACGGGGUCAUAGACGCUGCCGUCAAUGGGGGCAUUGCCAGAUACCAGGAGGCGUUCUUUGAAAAGGACUACAUGAACAGCCACACAGAGGACACAGAGAAGAUCACUCAGCUCAAAGACUUGAUGCAGGAACAGGUUCACAUCCUUGGAGUGGGGCUGGCCGUCCAUGAGAAGUUGGUGCACCCAGAAAUGCGUCCCCUGCACAAAAAGCUGAUAGAUCAGUUCCACAUGAUGAGGACUGGUUUACAUCAGUGUUAUUAUGUGGCCCAGCAGGGGUUGCCAGCAGCCUGCACUGGAGUCAACAAUCCCAGAGGCAUCCUGACCGCUCACAGCCACAUGAGCCCAGAAAGUGUCCGUCUGAUUCACAGACACAGCCCUAUGAACCUGCAGGGUUCUAUCCGUCAGUCCUCCUCCUCCCUCUCUUCUCACACCUCCAGCGAGGCGGGAGGAAACCUGGUCAUCCUGACAGACAGCCUAUUGGGAGAGCAUCCUGAGGACACGGCUCACAUGGAGCCAAGCCCCUCCUCCUCCAGUCUGAGCUCCAUUCGGUCCACCUCCUCCCAGGUUAUUAACUCUGCCCCAUCUAGUGCCAGAGGCUCUCCGUCCCUGCCGGAUAAAGCCAAACACAACCGGGAGGUGAUGCUGCUGCCGCCUCACCAGAGAGUCAACAACACCAUGUACUACACCAUGACUGAGAACGGACAGAGCAACCAUCAGCAACGUGCCUUACUCCAGCAAGUGAACCCCUCUAAGCCGUGUGUUGACCCUCCCAUGAACUUGCCAGAGAAAGUGUUCCCUAGUGGCCCGAGCAGCUGGAGUCUAGAUGGCGAGGGCAGGGAGACAGUGCCCUACAUCCAGGGACCUACAGGGGGCAUCAUCAUGCCCCCUGUCCCACCCAGGUCCUUCCCACCAGGUCAUUUCCUGAUGCACUUUGAUGCGUUCCACCACCAGAACAGUGACCCACCCCCGGCACUGCCUGUUCGCUCUCUCAGAAAGUCUCCUCUCCACCCCAUACCUGGCUCCCCCACUAGUCCUCAGUCAGCCCUGGGGGGCAGUAAUUCCACCCUCUCGGGCAGUGCCAGCAGCGGGGUCUCCUCUCUGAGCGAGAGUAACUUUGGGGCCCAGUACCCCGAUGCCCAAACUGUGCGGAAUGAUGCCAUGGAGCCCUUACCCAGCCACCUGUGGACCCCUGAUGAGUACCUGGCCUCUCCCUAUCUGCACAUCCACUACAGUGGGCCAGAACCAGAGUCCCUCGACCAUGUCCGACCCUUUCACUACCGUAACCCUGUCUCACACCUCCCCCAAUCCCAAACUCACUUCCACCCCCACUCUCACCACCAACCGGCCAUCCUUGACGGCCAACCUCAUCCCCACGGGCCCACCCACCACCAGGUACCCCUCCACGGCCCACACCACAUUCCUUACCGGCGCCCUCAGCCCCCAGCUGUGCCCCCCAAGCCCUACCUGAGGGAAGGGUGCAUCCCUGAGGAGGACCUGAGCUCCCUGGUGCCCCAGCCCAUCCCCCUUCCUCGGAGGAUCUUCCACUCCCCCCAUAGCCACAGAGAGGAGCUAGCCAAGGCUGCCUGGGAGCAGUGCAUCAGCGAGGAGCACGAGGAGACACCAUGAGGAGACUACAGGGCUGGGCCUCUUGGUACAUCUUACUAGUCUAAAGUGGCUCCCUUCCUGUUGUCUCCUUGCCAUCAUCUGUAUUGAUGUGAAAGAACAUGGGCUGGUGAAUCAUGCAAAUACAUUGUAGGCAUUAAAAAUAUUGCUGUCAUCCAUCCCAUGUUUUUAUAUCAGAGCAGAUGAAGGGGAGAGGAAGCCACUUUUAGACUAUUGAGUUACACCUUCACUCUCCCCAGUGUAUUCAGUCUGAUUCUGAAUGGAUGAAGCAGCAUCAUAGGAAUUAAUAAGGGAAUAGUAUCUGUUGGACAAUAUGACCGAUAAUAAUCACUUUGUUUAAAUAUAUGUUGACUGUACACUGUUGUACAACUAGUCUGUGAGCAUGUUUAAUUUAAUUUGAGAACAUUAUACAGCCGUUUUGUGAAACAUGACGAUCCUCAUCAACAUGAUCAACCCAUACGAUCCCCAAACAGAAUCCCCCCUCCCUUUUCCACAACGAAAGGCAACUGCACAAAAUUAUACUCUUAGUAAAGCCAUGAUGACUUUUCUGCUUUUAAUACUCCAUAUAUCUAUCCUAUUAUUUUGAUACACUUGCUACAGUAUGUAUGGGGUUUUCAAAUGGACUUUCCAUCCUCUGAUUUACAAAACGCUGUAUAGUGCUUCACCAUAUGACAUUCUCCAAUCUUCUGUUCUAUUCUGCUACCUGCUUCUCAUUGAAAGCAGGUCUGUUGUUUGGACCUGGGUCACUCUUCUUGACCAAAGCCUCUAGGGACAUAUAAACCUCAGUUUAGGAUUAUCCCUCCAUACAGUACGUAUGGAAAACAAUGUGAAUGUAUUCAAACAAGAUGUUCUGUUUUGUAUGACACAAGUGGCAGGUCUUCUUUUCUGUUCAUGUGAAGUUGUCUUUAUUACAGUCUUCUUGCCUUUUGUGUAACAGACUGAAAUAUCUCACGAGAGGAGCGUGAAUGUGACCCAGACUGACAGAGCUGAUAAAUCCCUGGGAGGACUACAAGGGAGGGGUGGGAUUGUCCGGUGCCACAGAGAGCUCUGGAACAACAGCGAGUUCCCAAUGUCAGUUGCACAGGUUGAGUUGGACUCCAUAAGACUGGAUUGUUCCUUGAAAGGAGAUAGUGAUGGAUAAAAUGAACCAUGGUGAAAACAUCCUUAACCCUCAACUAGGAGUAAGAUGAGAAGUAGCGAAGAAUAAUGGCUCAACAGUACCUCAACCAUCUACUGGACUAACUAUACUCGUAAAAACAAUUAUCACACCCUCUCUCUGCCUCUCUAUGUUUCAAGACCAUGGCAAUUAACAAGUAAUACAUAUGGACUGUGUGUAAAAGGACUAAAGGCAAUGACAUAGCUCCUGUCAGUUACCUGUUCUACUCACCGUCACCCCCCUCUGCCCACCGAAUGACAAAUCCAAACUCCCUCAAACAGUGUUCUAAAACAACUACCUGCCUUAAGUGCACUGAAAUGCAGUAUCAGUCUCUCAUUCUGACACCUCCCUUGACUGUUUCAGUGAAGCUCAUGAAAUGACGGCUCUCAUUUUUUCAUCACGUUCUCUACGCUUUCCGAACAAACCUCAUGAUAUCUACAUCUGUUUUGUCCUGCCUUUGGUUUGUAGAGCUACAGUAUACUUAGUUUUUGCCUGCAGUUUCUCUUCACUCUGAUCUGCAAUAGAGAGAUGUUUGUGUGUACAGAGGAGGAGUAUGAGAAGCUCAGACAGGACCAUGAGGUUGACCUCCUUGGGCAAUGAAAGUACAACAGACAGUGUUUGCUGAGAUGUAAUGUAUAACCAACCAGUGGGUUGGAAAAUACAGGUCUUUGUUUCCCCGUGUAGUUUUUUUGCAGGUGAAUGCUUUGCUUUGUGUUCUUGCACAUUAGGUUGUCCACUGAUCAGACAACAUCUAUUUUUGUAUGCAGGUACAUCCAGUUGUGAGGACAUAGUUCACCGAUGUCUCAUGGAAGGAUGCAGGGUAUGUUUUGCAGACUGUGGAAUUAGUAUGGAAGAACAGAACUAUGGAUCAAAUAUAAGAUGAAAGUCAGAUGUAUGGGGAGGCUGAUGUUUGUGUGAAGAGGAGCGAUACUCAGAUCAAAUAUAGGUACAAUAGAAUUUUUCAAUGUAAAUUCUGUUACUGUACAUACAGCGGUAUUGUGAAAUAUUUUUGAAAAUUAUUGCAGACCCCCCCUAAAAUAAUUUUAUUGUUGUUUUGUGUAAAUACAUGUACUCCAGAAAUCGAUGUAAUUGAUGAAUAUCUAUAAUCAAUGUUUAAAGAAGACAAAUACAUUAGACUGUGGUUGUCUGCAUUGUUCUUGACUUCAAGUCUUCAAAUAUAAAUACUUUAUACACUUUUCAAUGUGCUUUCUUGUACAGAUGGUGUUAGCAUGAUCAAACAGUGUUUGGUUGUAAAGGUGGUUUUCCUACUCCCAUAACUGCUGUGGUAUGGAUUCAUUAACAAUGCCAAACAUUAAAGACAAUCUUUUAUCA
This is a messenger RNA of Oncorhynchus keta (chum salmon), 14213 nucleotides long. RefSeq names its product DDB1- and CUL4-associated factor 1-like. The transcript has 77 exons. Lineage: Eukaryota; Metazoa; Chordata; Actinopteri; Salmoniformes; Salmonidae. Gene Ontology annotation, cellular component: Cul4-RING E3 ubiquitin ligase complex; cytoplasm; plasma membrane. The record is from RefSeq and is a predicted model, not a curated record. Gene Ontology annotation, biological process: small GTPase-mediated signal transduction; protein ubiquitination. Gene Ontology annotation, molecular function: histone H2AT120 kinase activity; nuclear estrogen receptor binding; small GTPase binding. The coding region runs from base 914 to 11728 and encodes 3604 amino acids.